Molecule: messenger RNA, 756 nt
Organism: Schizosaccharomyces osmophilus
Lineage: Eukaryota; Fungi; Ascomycota; Schizosaccharomycetes; Schizosaccharomycetales; Schizosaccharomycetaceae
Gene: lea1
Product: U2 snRNP-associated protein Lea1
Exons: 2
Coding region: 1-756 (251 amino acids)
Biological process (GO): mRNA splicing, via spliceosome
Cellular component (GO): U2 snRNP
Molecular function (GO): protein binding; U2 snRNA binding
Source: RefSeq, a predicted model, not a curated record
AUGCGUUUAAAUGCAGAUUUCUUAACGCAGGUUCCUUCAUUUAUCAAUCCCUUGAAGGAAUCAGAAUUGGAUUUAAGAUAUGUCAGCGUUCGAUAUCUAGUUUUUGUACAGAGGUACCAGAUUCCGCUGAUUGAAAAUUUGGGUAUUCUUCGAGAUACCAAUGAUAGCAUUGAUUUUACCGACAAUGACAUUCGGUAUUUAGGAAACUUUCCUCGUAUGAGACGUCUUGAAACCCUUCUGUGUGGUCGAAAUAGAAUAAGCACCAUCGAUCCAGAGCUUGGAAAAGUCUUGCCCAAUUUAAAAAUCCUUUCGUUAACCCAAAAUCACAUUCAACAAUUGGCAGAUUUAGAUCCCUUAUCCACAUGUACAAGACUCACUCAUUUGUCCUGUCUCGAUAACGCAGUAAGUCAAAAUCAGUAUUACAGAUUAUACCUAGUAUGGCGAAUUCCAUCAUUACAUAUUUUGGAUUUUGAGCGCGUCCGGGAAAACGAGCGAUCUCGAUCUCAGGAGAUGUUUGGUACUAUUGACCGUCCUACGGAAAUAGCUGCAUCCAUUAUGGGAGUUAAAAGCCGUGUAUUCGACUUGGGAACUCUCGUACAGUCAACAAAUACAGAUACGAAUGCUACUGUUUCCACCGGCUAUGCAUUAACUCCUGAAGAGAAAGAACAAAUUAAAGAAGCAAUUAAAAAUGCUUCUUCAAUUGCUGAAAUUAAUCGAUUAGAGGCUAUGCUUUUAGAAGGUAAAAUACCAAAGUAG